Nannizzia gypsea CBS 118893 is the source of this 5013-nucleotide messenger RNA. Its product is annotated as chitotriosidase-1. The record is from RefSeq and is a predicted model, not a curated record. The transcript has 8 exons. Gene Ontology annotation, biological process: carbohydrate metabolic process. Lineage: Eukaryota; Fungi; Ascomycota; Eurotiomycetes; Onygenales; Arthrodermataceae. Bases 1 to 5013 code for a protein of 1670 amino acids. Gene Ontology annotation, molecular function: hydrolase activity, hydrolyzing O-glycosyl compounds; chitin binding.
AUGGCUUUGACGGCCAAAGCUAAUAGGAACCUUAGGCCUCUGUCGUUAUUCUUUCUAGCUACUGCUCUAUUCUUCUUGUGCAAGCUUUCGGAGGCCGCCAUUCAUGGUGAAGCAGCAGUGCCUGGCUCAAACGUGCCAGGAGCAAAUUUCACUGAAAUUGACAUUUACCAAUCAAGCAGCUUCGUGCAAUUCGCUAAAAAGGGCACAGAUUAUUCAUGCCGUAAAGGUGUUCCGUGUAAGAACAAUGCAUGCUGUGGCUCGUUUAUGGGAACCAACACCGGGAUAUGUGGAUUUGGAGACGCAUUCUGUGGUGGUGACUGUGACUCUAAGUGCGAUGCAAAGGCUGAAUGUGGGAAAUACGCCGAUCCCCCUGGGAAGGAAUGUCCCCUCAAGGUCUGCUGUAGCAAGUAUGGCUUUUGCGGUAGCUCAGCUGAAUUUUGUGGCACCGGAUGUCAGUCUAAUUGUAUUGAGAAGCCUCCUCUCCCACCCGGUGGAAGCGCAAUGAGCGUUCUCGGUAAUAAAAUUAUUGGCUACUAUGAGGCUUGGGCAGACAGAAGGACAUGCAGGGAAUUCCCACCAUCUUCAAUUCCAGUGCAGGGUUUAACACACGUUAAUUUUGCAUUUGCAUAUGUUGAUCCAGAUUCACUUACCAUCACGGCAAUGGACUCUUCUACUCCGGCAUCCUUAUUCUCACAAGUUACGGACAUCAAGAAUAUGAAGUCACGCAGCUCAACUCUAGAGGUAUAUAUCUCAUUGGGUGGCUGGACGUUUUCAGAUAAUGGAACAUCUACUCAGUCUGUUUUCCCCUCUAUUGCUGCCGACCCUGAGAAGCGUCAAAAAUUUGCGGAUAAUUUAGUUACAUUCAUGAGACACUAUGGUUUUGAUGGUGUUGAUCUCGAUUGGGAGUACCCAGGUGCCCCAGAUCGUGGCGGAAACGGCAAAGAGGAUAUUCCAAAUUAUGUUGCCCUUCUCAAAACUCUUCGACAAACAUUUAAAGCCUCUGCUCGUGGGAACUACGGCCUAUCAUUUACAAUCCCCACUUCAUACUGGUACCUUAAAUGGUUUGAUGUUCCAGGCCUACUUCAGUAUGCAGAUUGGGUAAAUCUUAUGACUUAUGACCUUCAUGGAGUUUGGGACCAACAUAACCCAAUUGGGAACAUCGUUCAGGGCCACACUAACUUAACCGAAAUCCAAGCGGCAUUUGAUCUCCUUUGGAGAAAUAAUGUACCUCCCGGAAAAGUGGUAAUGGGAGUUGGUUUCUAUGGUCGUUCAUUCCAGCUAAAGGAUAGGACAUGCGCACACCCAGGCUGUGAAUUUAGCGGUCCGGCGAACGCAGGGAGUUGCACCAAGUCAGCGGGGACCCUAGCAUAUUUUGAGAUUAUGGACAUUAUUAAGAACGAAAAGCCCGAGGUUGUCCAUGAUGCUGAAGCCGCCGUUAACUACUUUGCGUAUGGAGACCAAAAGGACCAGUGGAUUAGCUAUGAUGAUUCUAAAACAUUACAGCAAAAGGUCAAGUGGGCGGAUAGCAAGGGACUCGGAGGUGUACUAGUUUGGAGUGUCGACCAGGACGACAAUUCUUUUUCAGCCCUUGAGGGUUUAAUAGGGGAACCCUUGCCGGCUUUCAGUGAAAAGUUGAAACGCCACACGAUUGACGAUGCGGGCCACUGGAGCUCGACAAAUGGCCAGGCCUGCCGCGUGAGCGAGUGUGUCAAGGUCGACACUGACCCUCCAAGUGGUUAUACUGUUGCCCCCAACGGCAAAUUUCCAGACACAUGUUCCGGCGGUGAGUAUAAAUAUGUUUGGUGCCCGACUCAUUCUAUGCCAGACUCAUGUGAGUGGCGCGGCUCCGGAUCAUGCCAUGGUCAAUGCCAUCCAGGUGAAGUGACUCUUGCACACUCUCCGCACGGCAGUUUAAGCUGCUUAAGGCCAGGUCAACAAGCAUUCUGUUGUGUGAGCAGUACUUGGGCGAAACAUGUGGAGAAGUGUCGUUGGGGGGAGCCGCACAAAGACUGUCCUAGCGAUGUCCCUUACGCAUUGUCCACGAAAAACAGCUUCCCCAAGUAUACUCAAGAACAUUUCUGCUGCCCAUUCAAAUUUGAAAAUUGUCACUGGGUUGGGAAAGGCACUUGCGAUGACAAUGAAUGUUCGUCGACAGAUGUACAAGUGGCAUUGGACCCUGUCGGUGAUGGUUCUGCAGAGUGUUUCAGUUCCGACCGCCGAAAGCCCCUUUGCUGCAACCCUCCAGCCAAUGUGAACCCUUUCCUACCUGUUCCCCUGGAAGAUUUGUUUCCAACUCUCCCACCGUUGACAAACAUACCUGCAUUUGACCUGCAGCCGAUCUCUUAUGUUAGUAGCCUUGCAACCGACAAAAAUGAUCCAUCAACAUUCUUCCUUGUGGUGAUUGAUGGGCCACCCGGGACGGUCAGCAACGCCAAUAAAAGAGAUGGUUCAGACCUUGAAUUUGUUAGUGGUGCUGUUCACCACGGCCAAUCCCCUCAGACUGCCCAUUUUGUCUGUAUGAACAAUUCCUCAAAGAGCAACUGCAACGACAUGCACUCGGAUGGCCUAGAAGGCACAAUUCUUCGUAUGCCUGAUGGGAUGGGUUUUGCUAAAUAUGCUGUUGCACACUCGGUCAAGGAAUCAAACUUCUCAGUUCCACGGUAUCUCGCUAAGCGGGCACCAAUUGAUGCAAAGGUCUUCGAACUAGAGUAUAGUUACAACUUCUCCAAGGCCAAACGAGGCGAUGAACCGAUUUAUUUUCGCGUUGACUACUCGGAUACUGAUAACUACUAUACAGAAGUUGUGAAAGGCCACCAUCAGAAGCGAAAUUUAGGGCGCAGGUUCUGGAGCUCUUCUAAGUCCGUCUGGAAAAACCUCUUCAAGCGUUUACGUGGGCAAGUCUACAAUGCUUUGACUCAGCCUUCACUAAGCUAUGAGAACUUCAAUACCUUGAUAUAUGGAAAUGAUGGCAAGAAAAAGGGCUGCAAGGGCGCAGACGGGUUCUUGAAGCUCAAUCUCUCUGGGUCUAUGCGCAAUGUUAUGCAGUUUGGAUUCACUAUCAUCGGAACCAUGCAUCCAUUUGCGAUAGAUGAAGCAUACGGAUUCUAUGAUUCGAGCCUCCAUAUGUCAGGAAAGCUUGAAUUUGAUGGAAAGGGUGAAUUAUCGAUCAACGAGGGGGUUGGUGUCUCCCGGAAGUUGCUCAGAAGCUCCAUCACAAAAUAUGAAGCCUCACAUCCCGGUCUAGUAUCAUUUUCACCAAGCAUGAAUGCGGACAUUUCUCUUGUUGGAUCAGGAUACAUGGAUGGGAGGUUUACCGCUAACUUUGAAGUGGACUGGGGCCUCGGAACACAUGCUCCUCCAGAUAUGGGUAAAUUUUAUGGUUAUUCCAUUUCCCCCAAACCUAGCAACCCUUCAGGGUAUAUCUCUGUUAAGGAAGCUACAUACAAUGAUCUGUUUUCUAUGAAUAUCAACCUUGAGACGACAAUGGAAUUGAAUCUAUUCGACUACAAAACUUCAGAGCAGAAUGCAAAAGCACUUUUUACGGCACGAGUGCCGCAUGCAAUUCGUGUUGUUGGAAAUGUAGGUUCUGGAAAUCCAGCAGUCAUUAACUCCCCUCAACAAGCAACCUCCGAAGUUAUCCAGACCGGCAUCCAGAGUGGCUGGGACGAUGGCACUACCCAUUUGCUUGGUCAUCGAUAUGACUCCUAUGUUCUAUUUUCAGGGGGGGAAGCACCAGUUGGUGCUAGAGAGACCCCUGAAAUCAACGGCUACGCUCUUUUCGGUGAUAAGGAUUUUAUGUCAUGCUCGGAGCCUGCAGACAACCUUACUUGUACUUUCAGCCUCGCAGAAAACGAUCCAAGCUACUCCCAGCCAAGCUUGGAAAAUCAACUAGAGUUUGAGCUCAAGCAAAGUUUCCUGGAAUCUCUAUCAGACAAAGAGCGUGCACUAUAUAACGACACUUUAUCCAAAAGAGCUGGCCCGUCAAGUGGCCAUGCCAACACCUACGCUAUCUACGACUGGCCAGAUACCGGCAAUAACUAUGCCUUUAACUUUGAAACACCGACUUAUCCGAACGGCGGAAAUGGCGCAGCGCUUGAUGCUGAGACUGGACGAAAUGAGCGGUAUUCUCUAGCCAAUCCUACUGAUUGCGUUGACACCAGUAUCACCGCUAAUGGUGUGCUUGGAACGAACUACAUGACUGUUGAAACUGAACACCCGUUUGAUCGAACUAUCUUCCCGACCCACUUUGCUAACUUUAUCCAACGUGGUGUCCUCGACCUUGACGACCGAUUUGGGACGCGCGCCUUCACGACCAAUCUUCCUACGUGGGAGUGGGAGCAACUCUACGACACCUUUGCUCAUGAUUAUCGUAUCUGGGUUCCCCGAGGCCGUGGGAUAAAUAUACCUCCCGGAACUCCCUCUGCUGAUGUUGCAAACGCCCUGGGCUCUACUAGCAAUCCGGGUGUGCUGUCGAACCUUGAAAGAGAUUUAAAUGCAAGUUGUCCGCCUUUGCUUCUUAGUGUGCAGCGAGCUAAUGUAUUAGUGUGGAAAUUACAGAAUUUAAAGGGACGGGUGUACACGACAUCGGGGGACCCAACAUCUGACGACGUCUGGGAUGGAUGGAUGACCGCAACAGCUACAAAUGCUAAUAUAGCACUCUCAUCUCUUCGAGCUAUUUUUGCCGUUUUUAACUAUAUGAAUGCUAUUAGUAGCGAUCGAGCAGCGGUACUCGAAGAUAUUACUGCGACGUUGGAACAAUUCGACGAAAUUUAUGGCCAGGUUUAUCCUACUCGUCCUGAGCGGCUAGCCCCCCUCUGGGCUGAAUUUCAGACGCAGUGGAAUAUUCGCGUUGUCUACCAUGCCACGAGCUAUCUCACAAGGCGUUUAGACUCCCUGUAUAACCUUUGGAAUCCCCUUACAAUGACUGUCAACCCCCUGCGUACGGCGGCGGUAUUAAUAGUCACGAAAAUCAGAACAUUGAGGGCAAAGAUACCCACCGAAAUUAGGCUUUAA